This is a messenger RNA of Guyanagaster necrorhizus, 843 nucleotides long. RefSeq lists its product as uncharacterized. The coding region runs from base 202 to 798 and encodes 198 amino acids. NCBI's taxonomy places the organism in Eukaryota, Fungi, Basidiomycota, Agaricomycetes, Agaricales, Physalacriaceae. The transcript is spliced from 4 exons. The record is from RefSeq and is a predicted model, not a curated record.
CACGUAUCAAACCAUGAGUCAGGUUUUGGAUGCCAAGGAAUCAUCAUCAUUGUGCAGCAUUUUUACAACGUGCGCUGUUACGGCUGAGACAUUGACAGGCAUCUGGUGGCAGUGGCCGAAAUGAUAUAUAAAUAAAAAGGUGUUCAUUCCAAGGAGCGAGCUUCGAUCAUCCUAGGGCGACCGCGUCAAAUAACUACGCUCAUGUUCGUUAUGUCUGCCAUGUCCUCCAUGUUUUUCCUCUUCUCCUUGCUCUCUCUCUUCUUUACCGGCACGGAGGCAGCUGCCGUUUCAGCAAUUCCGACUCUUUCGUACAAGUUCACCCUUGCUGCAUUGAACACGUCGCUACCAAACACGAAUGACACGGGUGUGCCCUUGGUACUCGGGCAAAAUGGCGCAACUGAUGGAAUGACCUUCGAGGUGACAUCGACUUACGCGUCAUAUCCAUACAAUGACUAUCCUUAUAUCUCGCUCAAUGGGGGCAGUCUCAAGGCAUACCGCUCUUCGGGCAUAUCCAUCACGAAUGCCACCACAGUACAGAGUGGGGGAGAGCUCGAGUGGGCCACGAGCAGUUUUUACAGUGCAACCCCUGGUACGAGUUACUCUGCAGUGACGCCCCCAUCCGGGAAAUAUGCUGUUCUGGCCGUGUUUGGGAAUGUGGAUAUGUGGUCCCUGUGCCCUUCGAGGGCGUUCCGUGGGCAGAAUAACGUGAUAUAUAAUGUUUCUACUGUGGCCUCUCCAUAUGCGUCGUAUAUCCCCUCGGAUUGCUGUAAGGUUACGUUAAACAUCGUGCCGUUAUAAAUUAAAUGCCUUAGAUAAAUCUUCUUACAACAACUUUUGGGUGCU